AUGCUGCAUCGAAAUGCCGUGACCACCGACUCAGAGAAGAAGAAAUGGCAGAAAAUUCAAAGUUUUUGUAAAAAAGCUCGUGAUGAUGAGUUCGAAUUCGCGUGGAUCGACACAUGCUGUAUCAACAAGGACAGUAGCGCUGAGCUAUCCGAGGCCAUCAAUUCUAUGUUCCAGUGGUACCGACAGGCCACGAAAUUCUAUGUAUAUCUGGCUGAUGUCAAUGAUGUUAAGCAAUUGGCUAGAAGUGAAUGGUUUCGGCGAGGUUGGACACUGCAGGAGCUAUUAGCACCGCGUAACAUACAGUUCUUCUCGUAUAACUGGGCUAAGCUUGGAGACAAGAAAACCCUACUAGGGACAUUUGCUGCGCUUACAAGAAUUCCUGUAGAAUGUCCUGGGCUUCUCGGCGUCAAACAAAAAGGUCGGAAGAUAUGGCAUACUGUCUCAUGGGUUAUAUUUGAUGUCAAUAUGCCUCUACUCUACGGAGAAGAGGGAGUGAAGGCCUUCCUUCGGCUACAAGAAGAGAUUUUCAAGGUCUCAUCUGAUAUUACUAUCUUUGCCUGGACCAGCCCGCAACCAUCUCCUAAUGAUAUCUAUACCCUACAUGGCCUGCUCGCGGAAUCGGUGGACUGGUUUGCCGAUUCCCACGACAUCCUUCUCGGGCGUCCGAGGUAUUUCACUGGCCAGGAGCCAUAUACAAUGACAAAUAUGGGACUUCGUGUUACCUUUCCUGUGGUUGCUUACCUCGAGGAUACGCCAUUCACUUGCCUCGCUUAUAUCUAUUGUGGACGUCGUACUACGGCCAACAUGAAAUCUGUUGUCGAAAAUCUAGGGAUAUAUCUGACAAAAAUGGGUCACAUUUUCUACAGAAUCGGGACCAAUUGUCUCCCAGUUAUAGAAACAGACUGGAGACGCGAGCCAUGGCAGAGUUGCACGAUAUAUGUGCCCCAAAAAGGCCGAGACCGAAAUCUAGAGGAGUGGGGAGGUCCAGAGGAGUGGGGAGGGAAGGUCAGUAGGCGGUGGGCCUGA
Penicillium waksmanii is the source of this 1026-nucleotide messenger RNA. RefSeq lists its product as uncharacterized. The record is from RefSeq and is a predicted model, not a curated record. The transcript has 2 exons. Bases 1 to 1026 code for a protein of 341 amino acids. NCBI's taxonomy places the organism in Eukaryota, Fungi, Ascomycota, Eurotiomycetes, Eurotiales, Aspergillaceae.